Molecule: messenger RNA, 1946 nt
Organism: Mixia osmundae IAM 14324
Lineage: Eukaryota; Fungi; Basidiomycota; Mixiomycetes; Mixiales; Mixiaceae
Exons: 1
Coding region: 59-1900 (613 amino acids)
Biological process (GO): proteolysis; apoptotic process
Cellular component (GO): trans-Golgi network
Molecular function (GO): serine-type carboxypeptidase activity
Source: RefSeq, a predicted model, not a curated record
GCGUUGAUUGUCGAACAGCAACGUCAGUGAUAGCGCUCUAGCAUCACGUGCAUGGCAGAUGACUUCGCUGACGGCGCUCAUCAAAGAGGCGGUGCGAGCACGAUCAUCACUUCACUAUGUACCCGGACAGGCAGCCUUGCAAGAAAGAGCAGGGCAAACAAGUAGACCAAGCUCGGCAGAUUUCUGGUUACCGAGAUUGCCCGGUCAGCCUGCAGAUCUCGACUUGCGACUGUACGCCGGCCAUCUGAAUGCAUACCCAUCCAGUGAUCUCACGACCGAUGCCAAGCUGUUCUUCUUGCUCGCAAAGGCAGCCCAUCCUCCAGCUCAGCAACGCUUGAUAGUCUGGUUUCAAGGCGGCCCAGGCUGCUCGAGCAUGGAUGGAGCGCUUAUGGAGAUCGGACCUGUGCGGAUAGCGAGCAAUAACACUCUCGUAGCUUCACCAUCGUCUGCGUCGGAGUACGCGACUGUCCUGUUCGUAGAUCAGCCGGCAGGCACGGGCUUUUCCUACAUCAACGCCGGCGAGCCAGCGACGGAGCUCACGGCUGCAGCCAACAGAAUUGUCGACUUCCUGGUUGAGUUCUAUGUCGUCUUUCCCGAACUUGCUCAAGUCGACUUGUACCUCGCCGGCGAGUCAUUCGCAGGCGUCUACAUACCCCAUUUCGCCAGAGCUAUCAAGCGCUCGACCCUCAUAACGGCGCCGCUUCGAGGCAUGAUCAUCGGCAACGGAUGGCUCGAUCCUCGUGUACAAUAUGAAGCCUACUGGGAUCAAGCUGUUGCAGCCAACUUGAUGCAGAACAGAAAAGCCAGAGACAAGGCGAGCAGCGCAAUGCAACGAUGUCGCAACCUGCUCUACUCGGACGAUCCAGAUCAGAUUGCCAAGGGCGUCAUCGUUAUUCAAGAGUGCGAGGAUGCGCUCAAUGCAAUCUUGUCAGCAGCGACAAAGACCGUCGACGGCCAGAGGCUUUGCGUCAAUGUGUACAAUACAUUAGAAUGGCAACAAUGCGGCGCAGACUAUCCGCCCGAAGUGGCCUGGCUCACGCCUUACUUACAGUCCAGUAAUGUCAUCUCGCGGCUCCAUGCAUCCUCCAAGAGUCUACCUUGGACACAAUGCAACGAUACUGUCACCGACCAGUUCUGGGCGCCCAGCUCGAGUCCCUCUGUCGAGCUUCUGCCGGAGUUGCUAGAUGACGUCGCACUGUUGCUUUACGCGGGCGAGAAUGACUUUAUGUGUGGCGCGCUAGGCCUAGAACGGACGAUCGGCAAUCUGACAUAUCAGGGAGCUCGCGGCUUUGCUGGACAGAAUGCAAGCGAUUGGUACGUUAACGACACCUACGUUGGCCGGUGGACGGAGAGAGACCAUCUCACGUUUGCACUCAUCUCGAACGCGUCACACAUGGCAGCUCGCGAGCGUCCGAUGGCUAUCAAUGACAUGCUCCAGCGCUUUCUCAACAUCUCACUCCUAGCCGCAGCAGGCUUUACAGCUACGCAUCACGCGAGCUCAGUGGGCAAUCAAACUGCUCGCAAGCUUGGUCUCACUCGUCCAAAUGGGACCAGCUGGUCAGAGCCCACGAAGCAAGAUGACAAAGGCUUUGGAUUCGGGGACGAGUUGGACAAUGCCACUGGACUCGUCAAGGACAGAGAGCGCUACUACGGCCCCAGACGAUCCGCUGCGCUUGUCAUCGCAGUACUCGUGCUCGGUACAGCGAUCUAUUUUGGCGUUCGCGCAUUGGCCGUCAAGGGGCAUACAAAGAAGCAACACUCUCGCAGCACAAGUGCGGCGUCAACUGUACGCUCAGCACGCUCUCGAACGACCACCGUGCAAUCCCUCAACGAGGCCGAAGAAGGCGCAGCUCUGUUGCCAGUGCGGGAUGCUUCACCGUCAAAAGUCAGCCGAGUAUGAUGUCCCAACAUUAUGCAUCUUGCGUUCGACUUUACAAAUGCGGCAU